Aureobasidium pullulans EXF-150 is the source of this 984-nucleotide messenger RNA. RefSeq names its product acetolactate synthase small subunit. The record is from RefSeq and is a predicted model, not a curated record. The coding region runs from base 1 to 984 and encodes 327 amino acids. Gene Ontology annotation, molecular function: acetolactate synthase regulator activity. Gene Ontology annotation, biological process: branched-chain amino acid biosynthetic process. The transcript is spliced from 2 exons. Lineage: Eukaryota; Fungi; Ascomycota; Dothideomycetes; Dothideales; Saccotheciaceae. Gene Ontology annotation, cellular component: mitochondrial nucleoid; acetolactate synthase complex.
AUGGCGUCCAAACGCAUCUGGACCGCCGUGUCGCUCGAGUCGCUGGCUCCCCGCUGCCGCGCUCCCACCCAGCGCUCUUUCGCCCUGUCCAACUCCCGCAACUCGUCGUCGUCGACCUCGGCCAUCGCAUAUAAGGCCCUGCAUCGCCGCACCUCUCCCCUGCCCCAGGUUCCUACCGCCGCCUCCGUCUCGCCCGCCGCUGCCGUCUCCAGCAUCCUCUACGAGACUCCUCUACCCUCUCAAGCUCCCCCCAAGCGUCAUGUUCUCAACUGCCUUGUCCAGAACGAGCCUGGUGUGCUCUCACGCGUCUCCGGUAUUCUCGCUGCCCGUGGCUUCAACAUCGACUCCCUGGUCGUCUGCAACACUGAAGUUGCCGAUCUUUCUCGCAUGACCAUCGUUCUCCAAGGCCAGGACGGCGUCAUCGAACAGGCCCGCCGUCAACUUGAGGACUUGGUCCCUGUCUGGGCCGUCCUUGACUACACCUCUGCUCCCCUUGUCCAGCGCGAACUGCUCCUGGCCAAGGUUAGCAUCCUGGGUCCCGAGUACUUUGAGGAGCUCCUCGCCCAUCAUAGAGAGAUGACCGAUGCCGAGGCUCAGGCUCAGGUCGCUGGUCUUACUCCUGAGGAGCUUGAGGCCAACGCUCGCGCUCACCAGGAAGCUCUGAGACGCGACUUCCACCCCAGUCGCCUUGCUGCUAGCGAGGCUCUGAGACACAAGCACAAGCAUCUUGAGACCAUCACCUAUCUCACCCACCAAUUCGGCGGCAAGGUCCUCGACAUCUCAACUAACAACUGCAUUGUCGAAGUCUCGGCCAAGCCCCACAGAAUUGACUCAUUCAUGAAGCUCAUUGCGCCUUUCGGUAUUCUCGAAAGUGCCCGAACAGGUCUCAUGGCGCUGCCCAGAUCGCCUCUCCACGGCCCCAGCGAAGAGAUGGAGAAGGAAGCCGAAGAUGUUGUUGACGCCAGCACCCUUCCUCCCGGUUAA